Molecule: messenger RNA, 2660 nt
Organism: Cephus cinctus (wheat stem sawfly)
Lineage: Eukaryota; Metazoa; Arthropoda; Insecta; Hymenoptera; Cephidae
Gene: Dh44
Product: diuretic hormone 44
Exons: 4
Coding region: 566-1144 (192 amino acids)
Cellular component (GO): extracellular region
Molecular function (GO): hormone activity
Source: RefSeq, a predicted model, not a curated record
AGAUUUCUCUGGAACAAAAACCGCGAGUCGAGGAGCCCUUCGUUAUUUAUUCGAUACACGCAUCCGCCAGUUUGCGUGUAAAGAAUCAGCGUAGGAAAGAUCGUGGGUAGGAAAGUAAAAAAAGAAGAGGCUGAGAGAAAGUAUAAAAAAGUCAUAAGGGAUAACCAAAACGUGAAAUUCAGCUGGCUGGGAUUUGUCUCGCGAAUUGCGACUGUUGAAUAGUACAUUUUUAAUUUUUUAAAUCUAAAACUGUUACUUUAGCAGUGAUCGGCAAUAUCUGUUCUGGAAAAGUUUUGCUAAUUUUUUGUUUUAAGGGUGAUCCUCGCGGAUUUUACAAAAUUUGUAUCGGGGGUUGGAAGGAAAGCCGGAAAAUUAUUGUAGAUCCGUUUACAACGGUUGGUAUAAGGGAGCGAGAGUGCUUUGAGUACCGAGGAGAGAGGGUUGUUAUCGUUGCUUUUCUGUGAAAGUCCGGGGACGGUCCAGGAGAGAAUUUGUCCCAGGGGAGAUCUCUCGUCUUUUUUGAAAAAGAAAAACGAGUCACUCAAGUACUCAACAACUUGCAAGGAUGAUCCUCGUUAGCGUCUUGGCAACAACAGCCAUAAUCAGUCUUGCAGAAUCAACGCCACUUUCCUAUCCGACGUAUCGUAGGCGGGAACUUCAAAUGGCGGAUCGUCCAGAGCUUCUGCUCCUCUUGAAUCAAAUCCCAGGAUUGGAGAUGGAGCCGUUCGACUCGAACAGUGGUCGCGAUUCGCCAUUACUGCGUCCAAAGAGAUUGGGUUCCUUAUCAAUCGUGAAUCCUCUGGAUGUGCUACGAGAGAGAUACCUCCUGGAAUUAGCUCGUAGGAAGAUGCGUCAGGAUCAAUGGCAGGUAGAUGCCAACCGACGUUUCCUACAGACCAUUGGAAAACGUUCGAGUUCAGAUCCCGAGCCGGAAGUGACCAAGGUGUCAGAAGCCAAGGGCAGAAACGAUUUCAAUCCGUACCGUGAUUAUAGGGCUGAUAAAUUUGCUCAGGACGAUGAGCAGCACGUCGAGAGGAACACCGAGAGGACACAGGAUUGGUACAACAAUGGCGACAGUCCUGUCCUCAGAGAUGGCCAGGAUGAUGAAACACGAAGGAUGGCUAACGAACUUCACCUCUUGUAACCCGUCGAAGCCUUUCAAAGGGAUGAACAGGGAACCGAGAAACAACAGCUUCGCCUCCUCAUUCACAGCCCUUAAAUGUCGACGACGUCAUCGAUGAUUUCUCAUUCAAUAUCGGUACACGUUACGCUCGGUUAAUAGGUAUUAAAUGAUUCGUGUUGUACGGUAGAUCGAGUCGUAAUGGCGGAAUACCGCGGAUCGGGUUGCUUCCCUAGCCCGUUUCGAUAAUCACUUCACUUAUUAUUAUUCUUAUUCGCUGCGUUUAUUAUAUCUCUUGCGGCUCUCACGUUCCGGCGGAUAAAACAAAGCAGUAUUAUUAAUUGUAAUUUUAACUUGAACUUUCCUUCCACCUUAUACUUCCUGGAUCUCCUUCCACCCCUAAAAAAAAAAGGAAUCAGGACUUGCACGAUUUUAAGCAACGUAAAGGAAACCAAAGUAAAAGGUUUAAGCAAUUUAUCUUACGUAAUUUUCAAAAAUUCCUAAUGGAGGUAUUCGAUUAUUUUUUUGUAUCUACUUUCCUUCCAGCUACGUGACUCCCUUGUGAAGCCUAUUAUUUUUUCUCAAUUGACUCCUAUUAACUCCACCUUUGAAUUCUUCACCAACGACUAACUGUAAUAGGUAAAAAGAAAAAGAUUUCCAGACGAAUACUAAAUUAACGAAAAGAUAAUGGUAUACAUAACAUUAGACAAGUACAUUAAACAUAGGCACGAUACUGACAUGUUCACAGACACAACAAUACAAGAAAAAUAGACGAAACACGUGAAUUAAUGCUUUAAACAAUGUACGUACAUCGAUGUUAGAUAAUAGGUGACAUAAAAGAAAAAAAAACGAAGAAAACGCCUGUAACGAAUGGACCUUAUCAUUGGGUUUCGCGUUUCAUUUACCGGUAAUGUAAUAUAUAUAUAUAUAUAUAUAUAUAUAUAUAUAUAUGUGUGUGUGUAUAUAUAUAUAUACUACAUCGACGGCUCUAAUAUCUUAAGUGUUUAUUAUCAAAUGCAAUUGUAAUGAUUUGUUUAUAAGAUAUUUUUAUAUUUAUAUACCGCUCUACUCUCUAAGUUAUUUAUUUAUUUAUUAAUCCAGAUGAUUAUUUAUUUAUUAACAGGGUUGCCUGAGACCCCGAUGCGCUGUUAUAUAUUAUUUCCAUCUUUUUUAAUUUUUUUUUUAAUGUCUCUUUCAUUAGCUCGUUGCGCCACUCUCGCAUAUGGGUCAAUUGCCACGUCGGAUAGGACUGAAUUAGUUGUAAUAAAUUUUGUUUCAAAUAAAACCACCGCUCUAUGCCGCUUUCCUUGCUCCCGUUCUAUUAUUACACAUGUUUUUAUCACAUAUCCACUUAUCCAUAUCCGUAGUACAAGAGAAUAUAUACAAUAACGAGUAAUAUUAUAACGUAAUUAUUUUUUAGCUCUCUCUCUCUCUCUUUCUUUAUCAUGUUUCAAAUACACCAUAUGUGGGGAGAUAUCAUAUUGUAAUGAGAAUAUUCGUUAUUACAAAUCAAAUGUGACAUAAAUCCAAUUGAUGUGAA